AUGUUGUGGGAGUCCGGUCUUAUUGAGGAAUCAGAAACGAUGCCACAGACAGUACCACGGUCCGGGUGCAGCCCGCCGUCGGCGUCUCAGGACGAGAGAACAGUCCCCACUUCACCAGCGGAUCUUCAUCAUCUCCUGCGCAUUUUAGGCGCCGCCUCUCCUCCUGAACCGAUGUUGCACUCCCCUCCCAAUCCACACGCGAAGCCCCCACCUCCUUACCCCGAGGACAAUAACAGCUUCUUGGACCGUCUGUACGAUUUCGAUGGUUACCCCACCCCGUCUCCUUCAUCUGACGAAGGAUCAAUUCCCACAGUGGCAUUACAACCAUCUUCCCCUUUCAACUCCUUUCAAUACUCAAACCUUUACGUCAAAGAAGAGCCGAACAGAUUGUCUGUACCUGAGUUUGCUUCACCCUACCCUUUAUCACCUUCCGGAUCCUGUGUUUCGUACGGCAGUCAUAACCACCACUCGUCACCAGUGUCUCACCACGAGGAAUAUAUAGACAUUGAAGAGUUAUUGAAAGAGAACCAAAUUUUACAAGAAAGCGUACAACAAAGCUAUAUCACACCUAAAAUUGAAGUUGAAGAGCCUAGGGACCAUAUUCUUUUGAGGUCUGCCUUAGAAGACACAUCAUUCCAGAAACGACUUAACCUUAGACCUAUUCCUUUGGAAUUGGGCAGUGUCAAGAUGGAAGAUAGCAGCGGCGGUGCGAAUGGAACGGGUGAUGACGCUUUAGUAGCUCCAGAUAUAGACCGCGUGCUGUCAAUGGCAAUUGAACAGUCAAAACGAGACGUAGACAAUACCUGCACAGUGCUGGGAAUAUCGCCAGACCCAUCGCAAUGGAGCACCAGUGAUGUGAAAGCCUGGGUUAUGUUCACAUUGCAACACUUCAAUCUGCCUAUGGUGCCUACUGAGUACUUCGCCAUGGACGGAGCUGCCCUCGUCGCUCUCAGCGAAGAAGAACUCAAUCAGAUAGCACCACAAGCUGGAAGCACACUGUAUGCUCAAUUGGAGAUUUGGAAGGCGGCAAGACACGAAGGCUGGAGACCUACUCCUUGGCCAGAGCACGAGCAGGCUUCACCCAAGCCUACGCCAGCUGUUUUACCUUCAGCUGAUGACAUGAGUGAUGACGAAGAUUCAGAAACUGCAGCCGCGAGUGCAGUGUCUGCAGGAGGCAAGACGAAGUCUGGCAGCACGCAUAUUCAUCUAUGGCAAUUCUUGAAGGAGCUUCUAGCCUCACCACAAUUGCAUGGAUCCGCAAUUCGAUGGUUAGAUCGAAGUAACGGUGUCUUUAAAAUUGAAGAUUCAGUGCGUGUCGCUAGACUGUGGGGCAAGCGAAAGAACAGGCCUGCGAUGAACUACGAUAAACUGUCAAGAAGCAUACGGCAGUAUUACAAGAAAGGCAUUAUGAAGAAAACUGAGAGGAGCCAAAGACUGGUUUAUCAAUUCUGUCAUCCGUACUGCCUUUAA
This is a messenger RNA of Parnassius mnemosyne (clouded apollo), 1470 nucleotides long. The record is from the annotation of a GenBank genome assembly. Lineage: Eukaryota; Metazoa; Arthropoda; Insecta; Lepidoptera; Papilionidae.